AGCAAGGGGAAGCACACGAUAUGGCUCUCUGGACGCCUUACACGGAAGAAGCACUCGACUUGACCAAACAGAACAUAGAAAAAUCUCCAGAUUACCCGCACUUGGAUCAUUACUACUACGAGUCGUACGGUGCACCACAAACCGUACCUACCUCACAGAUAUCUCCAGACUCGAUCAAAAGUUGGAAUCAGGAAGAUGAAACUCUCUCAGACGACAUGGAAUAUCAAGCCUUCGAACGUGACGCGCUGCAAGCUAUGGCAGAGAGGAAUGGUGGAAGUCUCCUUGGAAACAAUCCAAGGAUGAAGAGAGUCGUUCAGAGCACCCAAGCAUCUGAUGAUAUGUACAGAAAGCAAAGAGAACGAAACAACUACGCGGCAAAACAAAGCAGAGACAGACGGAAGCUAAGGGAGGUUCGGUUGGCGUUUCAAGUGACGUUUUUGAAAAAGAAAUUGGCUGAGAUGAGGUCGCAAGUGGACAGUAGAGUAUGUGCCAGCUGUCUUCAGAGCCGUUAAUUAAGAUUUAUUAGUGAAUACUAAUGGUGCUAUUUGUAUGUUCAUAAAAGUGAGAAAAAGUAGACAUUGGAACGAAAAAGGGAUGUAAUAUGUAAGAGAGUCAGAAUAUGUUAUUUUAAAUU
This is a messenger RNA of Pieris rapae (cabbage white), 634 nucleotides long. RefSeq names its product protein giant-like. Gene Ontology annotation, biological process: regulation of DNA-templated transcription. The record is from RefSeq and is a predicted model, not a curated record. The transcript has a single exon. The coding region runs from base 21 to 512 and encodes 163 amino acids. NCBI's taxonomy places the organism in Eukaryota, Metazoa, Arthropoda, Insecta, Lepidoptera, Pieridae. Gene Ontology annotation, molecular function: DNA-binding transcription factor activity.